Molecule: messenger RNA, 820 nt
Organism: Drosophila miranda
Lineage: Eukaryota; Metazoa; Arthropoda; Insecta; Diptera; Drosophilidae
Exons: 3
Coding region: 307-648 (113 amino acids)
Source: RefSeq, a predicted model, not a curated record
AAUAUAGACAUUCACAUUCCUCUAAAAACACACACACGAGCACAAUAAUAGUUUUUCGUCUGUUAAAAUGAGUUUUUUGUGGAAGAUCGUGAAAUAUUUCUCCGGUUCUUCCAACCCAAAGAGUCACACCGGGGGGACUUUCAGCUGGAGAGAGACCGUUCGCUGAGUCAAGUGGCAUCGCCGCGUCCCUGGCAAAAUUUGAGAAACGAACUGCAUCUGGCCGCCCUGAAGGAGGCGGGGAAAGUGCGCUUAACCCUCAGACAGAACAGGCGGCUGAUCAAGAAAGCCAGCUCUCUGUGGCGCAGCAUGUCGGACGAGACAAAGCGCAAGUACAACGAUCUGGCCAAGAACUCGGCAAAGACGCGAGUUCCGGGGCUGACAGUGCAGAAGCUAGUGCAGCAGAUAUUGGCCCAGACAUCUGCCAGUGCAGAGAACAUAACUCAGGAAGAACCCAUGGUGGAUGGUAUUUCUGACCAGGCUAUCCAACGGCGGAGACCACCUACCCCAUACCCCUCGCUUACGAGCAUUGUUGACCAGGACUUGGAACUACCGGUAAACCGGAAGCGAAGCGAGGAAUUUGAUGGCGAUUCCGACGACUCCACGACAUCCCUCCAUCCUCCUGAACCAAAGCGUCCUCGUGUGGACUAGGAUCUUCAACUAUUCCCAUACAUCAUUUAAAUCAGGGACUAAAUUUAAUAUUUAAAGAUUUUCGACAUACGUAAAUAUUUUUGUGCUAGUGAUUGAAGCCCCAUUUGUCAAAAUUACAUGUCAUGUUCGAAAAUCCGUUAGUUGAUUAAAUAUUGAUAUAUUUUGAUAUUGA